UGACCUGGUCAAAGAGGGGUUAUGGUCGUCUAGAGUGGGGGCAUUGUUCCCAUAAUUCUGGACCUUUGCAAUCAUGUUACGGAGACUACGGAGCACGGAGUUUUAUUUGCCAAUUCUAUGGAGCCCUUUGCCCCAAUCAUGAGUAUCAAGCUAAAUCUCCCACCAUAAGGCCCUAACGGGGAUGAUCCUAUUGAGGACCCAGACCAAAAGUUCCCAAAGUCAUCCAAUUGUGUGGAACGCAGGUCCUUGACGAGAGAAGCAGGCCUGUGUGAAUUUGCCUUCUAUCCUCUUUCCCCUGAUUCUAUUGCUUUUAGAGUUCACCCGGCCUGGAAAUGCUCUGCUUGUGGUCUCUUUCCCCUUAUCUCGGAUCUGAGCACAAUCAACUUUAAUAAUCACAUCCCGCACUUUCUAUUCUCUGUUAGAAAAUACCCACCUCCCUGUCGUUACAUAUUAUCCCUCCCACCCCUGCCCACCGGCUAAUCUGUGGGUGAGGACCAAACGAGUACGCCACCUUGAACGAAUCAGAUCACCAUCUUCGACGUACUUACUAAUCGGCGUUCCUGGGCCGAAGUCUGAUACCCAGAGCCUUGCUCGCGGACAACCUCCCAACGGUGCGGCUCAACUCGCAUUUUCGAACCCAUCCAGGGGUUGGUUCGAGGGCGUUUCUCUAGGUCUGUCGAUUGUGACGAUAUUCGAAAAUGUCUUCGAUACUGCUAUACAGUCUCAUGCCGAGGGCCCAGUCCUCUAGCGGUGAGCUGCUGCCACGAUUGACCAGUGAUGUUACAUUGGAUAUCGACCCAUUGCCCUUGGCCCAGCGGAGAGGCCUCAUUGCAGUUUCGGUGAUGGCAUUCCUCUCCUUUAUUGCCACCUUGUCUCUGCUUUCUUUCAUUACCUAUCGACUCAUUUUCUGGCGGAAAAAUUACCAGAGAUAUAUUGGUUACAAUCAGUAUAUUGUCUUGAUUUAUAACCUGAUUUUGGCGGAUUUCCAGCAAGCUCUCGCCUUUUUGAUCUGUACGAAAUGGAUCGCUACCGACAAAAUCAAGUCCGGCACGGCCGCAUGCUUCCUACAGGGUCUUUGGCUCCAGAUUGGAGAUCCCGGUAGUGGACUUUUCGUGCUUGCCAUUGCGUUUCACACCUUUUUGCUGGUCGUUUGGGGCCGGAAGAUGUCUCACAGGGUUUUCGUCACCUUCGUCGUCGGCGUGUGGGCAUUCAUCGCCGUCAUUGUGAUCAUUCCUCUGGCAGCAUACGGCGCAGACGUGUUCGUUCCCUCCGGCGCAUGGUGUUGGAUUAACGAAGACUAUGAGACGGUCCGCCUAUGGACUCAUUACAUCUGGAUUUUCGUGGCCGAAUUUGGUACAGUGUCCUUAUACGCAGUCAUGUAUUUCCAGCUCCGACGACAGAUUGCUGCUUCAGCUAUCCUGGGAAACAGCCAACUGGAAAGUCUCAAGCGCCUGCGGCGAGUGGUUGGCUACAUGACCAUCUAUCCCAUCGUCUACAUCGUUCUUUCUCUUCCUCUCGCUGCCGGGCGUAUGGCUACUGCAAACGGCAAUACCCCCUCUAUUACAUUCUUCUGCUGUGCCGGUGCCAUCAUUACCAGCUCCGGUCUCGUCGACGUGGUUCUUUACACUCUCACUCGCCGUAACCUCAUCAUUGAUUCCGAACCCAGUCAAGACCGUUCCUACAACAAGUUCGCCAGCAGCCGCAAUCGUGGCGGAGAUAACCACCUCACUACCAUCACAGCUGCCGACCCCAAGACUCGAACUAAGCUUGGCGGUAUGGGCGGCACCGACCUCGACCGUGACGGCUCUACCGAUAACAUUGUCCAGCCGGGCGUCGAGAUGGGCCCAAUGGGCAAGGUGUACCAAGAAACGACCAUCGAAAUCACCACCGAGCCUGCCUACCCUUCAGAAGCUGCCAGCGAGCGCUCCAGUAAAGAGGACUUCAACGAACCCUCAUCACGGAUGUGGAGACGAUAAAUCUUUUUUUUAUUUUUAUUUUUAUUUUUGGAUCUGCGAUGAUCAAUUAUCUGAUCGAUCUGAUUAUCUGCGAAACGUUGCUCAAUUCCCAUGCCCGUACUCGCCUACUCCAACCGUUGACGCACACAUUCUAAUUCAAACACCCUUUCUUACCUUCUUCAUGACCUCUACUUGAACGAUGGGGCCUGUUUCCGCCCCCCCCCCCCCCCCCCCCCCC
Messenger RNA from Penicillium brasilianum, 2193 nucleotides. Lineage: Eukaryota; Fungi; Ascomycota; Eurotiomycetes; Eurotiales; Aspergillaceae. The record is from the annotation of a GenBank genome assembly.